Molecule: messenger RNA, 1273 nt
Organism: Seriola dumerili (greater amberjack)
Lineage: Eukaryota; Metazoa; Chordata; Actinopteri; Carangiformes; Carangidae
Gene: ufd1l
Product: ubiquitin recognition factor in ER associated degradation 1
Exons: 12
Coding region: 124-1056 (310 amino acids)
Cellular component (GO): VCP-NPL4-UFD1 AAA ATPase complex
Molecular function (GO): polyubiquitin modification-dependent protein binding
Source: RefSeq, a predicted model, not a curated record
CUUCCGGAAGAAGCGGAAGUCAACAGUGGAAAUUGUCAGCUCAUAUGUGAUAGUUUCAUAUUGGAAAACAGAAACAGACACUUAAUUUGAGUCGCUUGACAACCAAAGACACGAACCGUCGACAUGUUUUCAUUCCAGGUGUUCGACCACCCGAUGUCCCGGGGGUUUCAGAACCGCUUCUCCACUCAGUACCGCUGCUAUUCGGUGUCCAUGCUGGCAGGACCAAACGACCGCUCCGACGUUGAGAAAGGAGGCAAAAUUAUAAUGCCACCUUCAGCUCUCGACCAGCUCAGCAGGCUUAACAUCACCUAUCCAAUGUUGUUCAAGCUUACCAACAAGAACUCAGACAGAAUGACACACUGUGGUGUUCUGGAGUUUGUGGCAGACGAGGGAAUCUGUUAUCUGCCACACUGGAUGAUGCAGAAUCUCCUGCUGGAGGAAGGCGGUCUGGUCCAAGUGGAAAGCGUUAACCUCAUGGUGGCCACUUACUCAAAGUUCCAGCCACAGAGUCCCGACUUCCUUGACAUCACGAACCCAAAGGCAGUACUGGAGAAUGCAUUGAGAAACUUUGCCUGCUUGACGACUGGUGACGUCAUAGCUAUCAACUACAAUGAAAAGAUAUAUGAGCUGCGAGUCAUGGAGACCAAGCCAGAUAAAGCAGUAUCCAUCAUCGAGUGCGACAUGAAUGUGGAUUUUGAUGCACCUUUGGGUUACAAAGAGCCUGAGCGACGACCUCACCACCAGGAAGAACCAACAGAGGAAGAAGGAGAUCCCAGCAGUUACGCUGAUAUGGACACAGGAUUCAGAGCUUUCACUGGGUCUGGCAAUCGUUUGGAUGGUAAAACAAAAGGGAUUGAGCCCAGCCCAGCUCCUCUUGGCCCUAGUGACAUUAAAAGGGGCAUUCCCAACUACGAAUUCAAAGUUGGCAGGAUCACCUUCAUCAGAAACUCGAAGCCUCUGCCCAGGAAAAUUGUAGAUGAUGAUGACGCCAUGAACAGAUUCAUCGCCUUCUCUGGACAAGGACAGUCACUACGCAAGAAGGGCAGAAAGCCUUGAAGAACUCAAAGUGGAGAGGCUGGUUUAUGUGCACAGACCCAACAUCUAUUUUCACCUUCAACAGCAAAGUAAAAAACUGGCCUUCAGAUGCACUGAGGUUUUGCCUCUGUCCUUUUUGAAAUGGGAGUGUUGCUGUUUUGUUUGGGAUUAUAAAAACUCUCAUGGUAAUAUUUUGCUCAUCAGAAGCUGAUCUUGGGGGGGGGGGGGGGGUAAUUUG